Messenger RNA from Stylonychia lemnae, 1575 nucleotides. The record is from the annotation of a GenBank genome assembly. Lineage: Eukaryota; Ciliophora; Spirotrichea; Sporadotrichida; Oxytrichidae.
AUGAGCUUUGGAGUAGUAUUUAUCAUUGGUUUAGUACUAAUCGCAGCAACCUAUCUAUUCUGGUACUACAUGCAGCCUUGGUAGAUGUAUAAGGUUGACAUUACUCAAGAGAAAAUAUAGAAAAGAAGGGUGCUAUAUAAGGAAUUCAAGGGUAGCUACACUGAUAUAAAAGACACCUUUGAUAAUCUUCUAGAAUUAAUUGAAAAGACGAAAAAGGUUUAAGGAACUCCUAUGAUUUUAGGUGAUAUAAUAUAGUAGCUAUUUGGAGUUUACUAUGAUAACCCUGACAAGCUAGCAGAUGAGUCCUAAUCAAAAGCAAUUUAUGGAGUCAUUAUCCCUGAUGGCAUUUCUAGGGAGAAAGAGGAGGCUUUAAUUGGCUUUUUUGUCAAUAGACAUGGAUUUAAAUUGGGUGAACUCCCUGAGAGCGAUGGACUGCAUGGUAAACUACCUAACGAAGAAUACUAUUUCUAUGUGCUCAGAAACCUUGAAUUCUAGCCUGUGAUGAAGGGCGACCUCUAACAAAUGAAAAUAUGGUAUUAGGAAUAUUAGAAGCAUCAGGAAAAAGGAGAAGGUUGUCAAAUGGAAAUAUAUGAUAAGGACAGCAUUCAUUUCUACCUUCCCAUUACUAACAUGCAACCAUCAAGAAAAAUCAAUGAGGAAUUAGCCCUAAAUGAUUCAUCAAUCCAAAAGGUAGAGGAAAUAUAUAAAAAGACAGCGUAUAAACCUAGUUUCGGUUCAUCCGCACAGAGAAAUAGCAUGAAACAGUAGUCUCAUUUGAAUAAUCAUCCAUAAUACAAACCUUUGCCAGUGUUGACUAAAGUUUCAUUAGAACCAGUUAGAUAAAAACUCGAUAAGUAUAUCUAAAGUUUGCCUGGAGAUAAAAAGAUUGAGCAUAAAUAUGUCAUGAAAGUCAAAGGUAAAUGCUUGAAUAAUUUUCUAGGCAUCAUAAAAACUGAUUUGACUAAACUAUCAGUAGAAGGGUUUCCUUAAGAGUUGAAUAAAUAACUGCCAGCUCUUAAGCUUUUAAACAAAUAUGACUUGAUCUGGUUUGAUAUUUAAAUAGAAUAGAGAGUAGCAACACUGAAAGCUAAUUUUUUCGUAGGCUACAACCUAGGGCAAAAUACCUAUAAGAUGGGUUUUAUGUGCUUAAUAGGAAUAGCUCAUUUACCAGAUUCUAUGAAUAAACUAAGAUUUUACAGAGGGUUUGAUAUAAGACCUACGCUUAGUACAGAUAUAUCACAAAAUGUUCUUGAUGAAAUGCAAGACGUUCCUAAACAUGCUGCUCUUGUUACAAUGAAUCUUUUUCAGGCUAUUAAGAUGAUAUCAACGAAGAUUAUUGAUAGAUUACCUAUAAGUGGAAAUGUAAAAUAUGAAGAUGACAGACUUUUGCUUGAAGAAGAGCAGAGAUUGAUGAAACUCUAUCAGGAAGAGGAAAUGGCGAAACUGAUGACUAGGAAUAUCAACGAAACAAUGUAUUUAGAUGAAUUUUUAUAGGGAGAGGAAGAAGGUGAGGACUAAUAACCUGACGAACUUGAAGAAAUAUAGAAAUAGUACGAUUAGAUUAUGCCUGAAUGA